AUUCUGCAAGUAUGCUUUUGUCCAGUGCAGCCUCUGUUAAAGAUGGACAAGCAAAAGUUGAACAAGGUGUUUACAAUGAAAACUCUGGUGUAGGAAAAACAGCAGUAAUUGAAGAAGAUGAAAUCCAAAAUGACCUUGAGACUGAUCUACAGGAAAAUAAAUUGGAAGAAGAACCUCAAGAUGUUGACCCAAGCCUAUUUGAUGACUUGGUAUGGGAGGUAGAAUGCACAGCCAAUCUGUGGAAACUACUGCGGGAGAAAAAGUUGGAAAUCAAAAUGAAAAGAAGAAUCAUAGAGAAAAUCCAAUUCCUUGGCAAUGGCCACUGGAGACAAGAUCUCUGCAAGAGACUGGAGGGGGCUGCCAAAAAUGCUGGAAUGAAGUUGUAUGAGGCCAAGCUGACCAAAGGGGCUCGUAUUCUCUGGGAACUGGCCAUUGCUUUCUCUCCACGUUGCAGUGAGAGCGCUGAGCAGAGACUUGGCAUGGAAUCUAUCAAAGAAGGGGUGGUUGGAGGGAGAAUCUACUCUGAAGUCAUCCGAGUGUGGGAUGUUGUCUUUGAUCACGAUAAUGUCUCCAGGAAAAUUGACAGCAUUGUAACAUCUUUCAACAGAGGACAGGAAUGUAUUAUUCAGAAGAAACUCAAAGGCAUGGAACGCAAGGACUUCCCUUCACACAAGUUCACUGAUCAGAGAAUACCUAUGUAUUUCCACGAGGUGGACACAGAGGAGAAGGAGCCACCUAACCCUCUGCCACAUAUGCCUAAACCAGAAUCUUCGACCAAAUUCUUUCCACCAGCAAGUGCCAAUGAGACAGAGUACCACAUCAUGAAAUUCUAUUCAUUCACGUCGGCUCUGGUCAACAAUGUUCUUCUCAACCAAGACACCAAAGUAGACUUUCCUUUCAGGGUAACAGAAUUAGAGCAUGCCAUUAUCAACUUGAACCCAAAACCACCACAAUCAAUCCUUCUACUAGGCAGGAGUGGGACAGGGAAAACCACCUGCUGCUUGUAUCGCCUAUGGACCUUCUUCUCACGUUACUGGGAGCAAGCCGCCAGGGCUGGAGAGCCCUUGAUUCCCCGUAGUGUCACCUUUGUGCACCAGGACGUAAAGGCAGAUAAGGCUAAUAACAAAGAUACAUCAGAAAUGUCUGAUUUUGGUGAUGAUGGUGAUGAUGAUGAUGAUGAUGAUGAUGAUGUAUCAGCUGAUGAAUCAGAAAAGUUGGAUGUAGCCAGCAAAGGUGCCACAUGUAACACAGAAGACUGCCAACAAGAACCUGGCAACACUCAGGAAGCCCCAAUCAUGGAACAUCUGCAUCAAGUGUUUGUUACUAAAAAUGCCGUGCUUUGCAGUGAAGUGAAGAGAAAUUUCAGGGAGUUGAGUCAUGCAUGGGAACCUGCCAAUGCUCAUGUUGAAGUGGAAGACCUUCCUUUGCCAAAUUGUCUACAGGAAGCCCACCCUGCUCAGUUCCCACUGUUUAUCACAGCCAAACAGUGGCUGAUGCUUCUUGAUGGAUCCUUGCUGAAUUCAUUUUUUCCACGCAACCAAGAUGGCAGCCUGAAGCGGCAUAUUCAGGGCUGGGGAGAAAAAGAAGCAAGUGUGACCUAUAUCCCUGAUCUGGAUGAUUCUGAUGGUGAGUUGGAGGAUGAUGAAGAUGACACAGUUUUACCAGGUGACCCUGAAAAUGAGGAUGUCGCCAACCAACCACAGCCGAAGGAAACCGAUCCAAGGCGAGAAGUAACAUAUGAGGUAUUUGCCAAUGAGCUUUGGACCAAAGUGAAUAAGGGAAAGAUUGACUACCACCCUACAUUGGUCUGGAUGGAAAUUAUGUCUUUCAUUAAGGGUUCUGUAGAGGCCCUGCACACUGAGAAGGGUGAGCUUUCCAGAGAGGGAUACCUAGAGCUUGGACAGAAGAGGGCACCCAACUUCUCCGGAGAUCGGAACAAGGUGUAUGACAUGUUUGAGAGAUACCGUCAGAUCAAGUUGACCAAGGGGCUGUUUGAUGAAUGUGAUGUGAUCAGCCAUAUUUACCGCAGAUUGAAAGAUAUUAAAGUCUUGCAGUGGAGCCUUCAUCAAAUCUAUGUGGAUGAAACCCAAGACUUUACCCAGGGUGAACUUUCCCUCUUCAUACGGUGUUGUCAAGACCCCAAUUCUUUAUUUCUCACAGGAGACACAGCCCAGAGCAUCAUGAGAGGAGUUGCCUUCCGUUUUGAUGAUCUCAAGACUUUAUUCCACUAUGCAAGCAAGUCUUUCAAAGCUGUGGGCAAGACAUCAGCAGUGGCUGUCCCCAAGAAGGUGUACCAGCUCACCCACAACUACCGAUCUCAUGCAGGUAUCCUGGACCUGGCAUCCAGUGUGAUUGAUCUCUUGGUGAAGUUCUUUCCAGAGUCUUUUGACAGACUGGAGAGAGAUCAGGGCUUAUUCCUUGGACCCAAACCAGUUCUUUUGCAGUCCUGUAGUUUCAGUGACCUUGCAUUACUGCUGAGAGGAAACAAAAGGAAGACGUCUGAGAUUGAGUUUGGCGCCCACCAGGUUAUCUUGGUUGCCAAUGAGGAGGCAAAGAGCAACUUGCCAGAGGAACUUAGUUUGGCCCUGGUGCUGACCAUCUAUGAAUCCAAAGGCCUGGAGUUUGAUGAUGUCCUGCUAUACAAUUUCUUCAAGGAUUCCCCAGCUUACAAAGAGUGGAGAGUUGUGACAGGUCACCUGGACAAGCUGCUGGAGCAGUACAAGUACAACCAAGAGAAAGGACAAGAUAAUCUUGUGGAACUGGAUAUUGAUGAAGAGUAUGACAAUGUCCGUCCUAGACCAUUAGACUUUAGCCCAGAGAAACACAAAGUAUUGAACUCUGAGCUCAAGUAUUUGUACACAGCUUUGACCCGGGCCAGGGUCAAUGUCUGGAUAUUUGAUCAGGACGAGGAAAAGAGGGCACCUAUGUUUGAAUAUUUUGUUCGAAGAAAGUUGAUGGAUGUUGUGGAGACAAGAUCUGACAGCAGCGAUGACGGUCUGUCAUCUGCAAUGUUUGCAUGUACUUCUACAGAAGAGGAGUGGGUGAAGAGAGGUGAUUAUUUCUAUAAUCACAAGUUGUACCAAGUAGCUGCUAAGUGUUACAGAAGAGGUGGUGAGGAAGUCCUGGAAAGAAUGUCCUUGGCUCAAGCAAGAGCUCUGAGUGCCGAGAGACUGAGAGAAAACCCCCACAAAUUGAAACAGGAGUUCCUCCUGGCCUCUGAGGAGUUCUUGCAGUGUAGUAUGCCAUCUGAGGCAGCCAAGUGUCUGUACAAUGCAAAGGAGUUCCUGUUGGCAGCCAAACUGUUUGAGAAGAUGGCAAAGUUCAGGGAUGCAGCUGUCCUUUACAAAAAAGUCAAGUAUUACCAGGAUGCUGCCAAUUGCUAUGAGCAAUCCUCUGACUUCAGGAAAGCCAUUGAGAUACAUGUGUCAGUGGAUCAGUUCCAGAAAGCAGCAGAUGUCCGUGAAAGAUACGACAUUAAAGUGCAGGAAUACAUGUCUCAUGGAAAGAUGCUGCCACAGGCUUUAAUAAAUGGAGCCCCAAGUCCUCUCCAUAGCAUGGACUAUCUUUGCUUUGAAGCUGCAAAAUUGCAUUUUCAUCGCAGAGAGUAUGAUGCCAUGAAUGCAGCCCUAUCACGCCUUCCCUUUGAACGACAACUUCAGUUUCUCAAAGAAAGAAACAACAUAGCUGGUGUUGCUGCUUUGUAUAAAAGGAAUGGUCAGUCCAUGGAAGCUGCAAAGUUUCUGAAGUCAAAGGGCAAAGUUGAGGAGGCACUGGAGUAUGCCGAGCGCUUGGAUGAUCCAUAUUUCAGAGCAGAGUGUCUCAUUAUAAGCAGCAGGAUGAAACUCCAGAAUAUGUCCAGUCCUACAAUGGAGGAAGGUAUCCUAAAGAAUUUAGAAGAAGCUGAAAAGCUCUUCUCUGCUUGUGAAGAUAGCAAUGGGCAGGCAGAAGCUCAGAUGUAUCUUGCCAAGUUGAGAAAAGAUAUCAAGCUCCUUAAAAGCUCUUCUGAUCUUUUCAAGAAAAAUCACAAUAUUGGUGGACAAGUGGAGGUGGUUGAAGUGCUAAUGGAGAUAGUUACAGAGCUGUUACCCAAGCAUGUUUUGCCAGUACGGGAUGCUGUAGAAAGUAUUGCCAACUUCCUCCUCAUUGUACAGAAAAGUCCAGUAAAACACACUCAAACUGAAAGGGCCAUGCUUGACAUCUGUGAGCUGUACUAUGGCAUAGAAAAGGGGGAUAGGGAACAAGUUAGGAAAGUAAAGACCAGUGAAGCUGCCAGGAUUGAUCUCCUGCUUACUGAAGAUUUGGAUAAAGAUCAAGUGCCAAAGAAUUUGGUCCAUGAGAAAAUGUGCCAGGAUCUUCUUAGGAAAGUUGGCAAUGGUGUAAACAAGUGUCGUGCAAUGAUGUGGAGCCACAUGAAAAAGCAAGAGAUUUGCCCUGACUUCAUUGCUGGGCAGCCCUGUCAAGAACUUGGAUCAUGUUCUAAACUGAGGCAAGAACCUAAGAGGAAUCAUCUGCUGCACCACUUGGAUAGCAUCCUCAGACUCAUUCAUUUAGAUUCUACUGUAGAAUGGGCAUGUGAGCAGCCUCACAAGGACACCAUCAAAAGGCAGCUUGAAGACCUGAGGCCCAAAAAAGAGCUUGGUGGAAGGUUUGGCUCUUGCCUGGCUUUGUACAAAUUGCUCUUUCCUGCUCAGGGUCACCACAGGAAUCUCUGCUCUCUUCCUGUUGAAGCUAGGGAAGUGAUGAAUAGGAUUAGAAGCUUGGCUGUAGAAGAUCAGUUAAAGAGAUGGGCAAAGUAUGAGUGGACAAAGUGUCCUCAAGAUCAGUUGUCCAACACAGAUUUGUUCCUGUUGAUCUUCAACGUACAGCGCCUGCUUAAGGUCAAAAUUGAAGUCUUGAAAGGAAUGCUUACAAAGACUGCUGAUGGCUACUCAGCAGAAGCUAGUAAGAAGGUUGCCCCACAUAAAGUGCCAAAGGACAUUGGUAUGGUCUAUGUAGGAGAAAGGGGGAACAGACACAUGUUCAUCAGUUUGAUGAGCAGGUUUAUCGAUUUCUCCAAAGAGCUCCAUAGCAAACUGGACCCCAUAACUGCCACGAGAGCACUGGUGCUGAACUUCAUCAGGAAACUUGCAGACCGUGCAACAGAGCCACUGAUGCCUUCUAUUGCCAAUACGGUUUGGAUGAUGGAGCUGGCCACUACCUUAUUCCUCAGCAUGGUAGCUAAAACUACCCCUGGCGUUGUCCUGUGCUUGCCGUCAGGGUACCUAGCUCAGCUGUCUCUCUAUGACUUCAUCAGGGAUGGAGAGUAUGCCAUGUGGAUGAGCCUGACACACUGCACAUGGCCUAGGGAGUGGUACCCCGUCGUUGCUAGGAUGAUGGUUACCAUGGUGAAGAUACUCUGUGGUAAUCACAACCCAAAGUUCAAUGUGAUUAAAGAUGCUUUCUCAUCUGUUGCAUACAUCAGGAGUGGGGAGACAGAACGGACCCUAGUUUUGAUGCUUACUCUCUUGUGCAACACCAACCAAGCCUUGCCUCCUGAUUGUGAAGUCCUGAUCCGCAGAUCCUUGAACUCCAUCAGACUUGACAGAGAAGUUUUGCCACAGAGGCUCUACAUGAGGGUUAAGGCAGCAAAAGAGGCAAGUGGGCUCCAAGGUAUUGUAGAAGUACUGCAAGAAGCGCUGCGUCACAGGGACCAGUGCCUCUAUCAAUGUGAGUGGGGUGUGAUUGGUAAAAAGUCCAACACUGCAAAGGGAUUGGUCAAUCAUCCAGUUAGACCUGCAUCUUUCUUCCCUACAUAUAACAUGCCUCUCACAGAUGUUCAAGCCACAGGAAUCAGCUACUCAGAUACAGGAAAGGAAGUAGAAAGCUAUGGGGAAGAGAUGGAGGAAUUCGAUGAGCAAGAGAUCCUAGAUGCAGAAAAGUCAGCCAAAAGACUUGAGAUGGAAAAGAAGCUUGUUGUUUGUCUUUUGGUAAUUCGAGCGUGCAGGAAGUUCAAUCAACUGAGACAAGUACCAAGUCAGGCAGCAUCUGCAUCGACCAAGGACAAUCGCCUUCCAAAUCUCAUACAACACAUCACUAUUGAUAACACCAUGUGCGGAUAUUGUGGAGUUUACUUCUCAAGUGCCCCUACAACUCAAGAUUGGGAAGAAGAAAAAGAAGAAAACCAAGCAUCACAGCAGAUGAGAUCAGUUUCUCCCAUCCCAACUGAUGAUACUGCAAGUUCACCCUUGCCCAGUGUUUCACCCCAACCAUAUCUGUAUCAGAGUCAGUUAUCAUGGGAACCUACUAAAAGUACAGACACCCAGUUUGCCUCACUGGAUGAGGCAGGGCACCUGUCAAGUAGUGCACAGCCCACCCACACCUUCAGUCCAAUAGAAGAGCAAGCCAGGCAGAGAAACAUUCAUGAGAAAACCAGGGACCAUUUUGAGAAAAUGCAGUAUUUUGGAAUAUUCCGCACAGUAUAUGUGAGACAAGUAUUACCUCUAUUGCAGAAAUGUGAGGAUUUUGAGCAACAGUUGCCCUGCGAAGAUGAACAAAAUGCAGAUGCUCUUCGUUUCAAGCUUCAUGGAAUUGCAAAUGCAAUCAUGCAUCUGAAAGAUACUGUGAAUAAUGUGAUUCAACAAAAGACAUGGGGAAGUACUCGAGAAGUUAUUCACCAAGCAGAAGAGGUAGCAAAACAGUUGAGAGCAGGAAUGCCCAUUUUUAAAGAGUGGCAGAGGGAGGCAGAGGCUGAGAAACACAGAAUAGCUGUAGCUCAGGAGAAAGCAGCUGAAGCUAUGGAUGAAGAGAUAGUCAUUGCACAUGAUGAAGAUGAGAAUCAGGUAGGCCAUCUCCUGACAGUGGCGGAAGGCCCAGAUGGUCAGAGACAGAUGAAGAAAAAUAAGAGGAAAAUGAAAGGGAAACGCAGCAGGCAGAAUUAGUUUUAAUUAAGUUAUUUUAUGUUUACUACAUGUAUAUACACAUUGUAUUAUGUUAUGCUGAUUUAGACCAUGUUCCAAAGAAAAAUCUUUUAAGAUUCUGUUUAGAAAUGUGAAAAAAUUCACAAAAGUUCACAUUUUUCAGUUUUGAGGAUGA
Messenger RNA from Lingula anatina, 7071 nucleotides. Its product is annotated as TPR and ankyrin repeat-containing protein 1-like. Gene Ontology annotation, molecular function: protein binding; ATP binding. The record is from RefSeq and is a predicted model, not a curated record. Lineage: Eukaryota; Metazoa; Brachiopoda; Lingulata; Lingulida; Lingulidae.